Molecule: messenger RNA, 1341 nt
Organism: Lentinula edodes (shiitake mushroom)
Lineage: Eukaryota; Fungi; Basidiomycota; Agaricomycetes; Agaricales; Omphalotaceae
Product: ergosterol biosynthesis ERG4/ERG24
Exons: 4
Coding region: 1-1341 (446 amino acids)
Biological process (GO): ergosterol biosynthetic process
Cellular component (GO): endoplasmic reticulum membrane
Molecular function (GO): Delta14-sterol reductase activity
Source: RefSeq, a predicted model, not a curated record
AUGUCGAAACUGAAUCCCCAAACAACUCACUACGAGUUCCUUGGGCCUGUAGGAACGUUCUUCAUUUCAGUCGGCGUUCCUUCCAUGAUAUACGGGCUAUACUAUGGAUGCAGCGAGCAGACUGGUGGUUGCCCCCCUCCUACACUCACUUUGUCCAAAUUGACUUCAGAAUUAACUGCGCUUCCUGUGACGAUUUCUUUGCACGACAUAUCUUGGUGGCAGGGUUUAUGGCAAGAGGUAUGGGACACGGAAGCCGCGCUGAUGUAUCUCGCGUGGUACGCAUUCUGUGUUGUCGCUUGGAGAGUGUUGCCUGGUGCUCAGGUCGAAGGAACGCGUAUCCGGGAUGGGAGCGUUAAAAAGUACAAAAUCAACGCAUUUUCGACAUUCUUACUGGCUCUCGGCUUGGUCACAGGAGUGAUCAUCCGCUUUGGUCCCGAGAAAUUCACGUUCUUGUACGAGCGCUGGGUUGGGUUUGCUACUGCGGCUAUUCUCAUGUCGAUCGCCCAAGCUUUCGUUGUAUAUGCUAUGUCUUUUAGAGAAGGUGCUUUGCUUGCACUUGGCGGAAACACUGGGAACUGGGUGUACGAUUGGUACAUUGGCCGACAGCUCAACCCUACUCUGUCUAUAUUCGGCGCCGAAUUCGAUAUUAAGAGCUUCAACGAGCUUAGACCGGGUUUGAUCCUCUGGGCAUUGAUUGAUAUCAGUAUGGUGUGUGAGCAGGCGGUGAGGAGGGGUGGAAUCGGCAAUGUAACAGACUCGAUGUGGCUUGUUCUCUUGUUUCAAGUCGGCUACGUAGCGGAUGGGCUGUAUAAUGAGCCCGCCAUCCUCACCACGAUGGAUAUUACCACAGAUGGAUUUGGUUUCAUGUUGAGUGUCGGAGACCUUGCCUGGGUCCCAUUCGCAUACUCCCUUCAAGCGCGUUAUCUUGCUUUCCAUCCGAUCCUUCUCGGACCUGUCGCUACAGCGUUGAUCGUUGCCGUCAACGCUACUGGUUACUACAUCUUCAGAGAGGCAAACGGACAGAAGAACGAUUUCAGAAAUGGGAAGGAUACCCGAGGCCUAAAAUACUUCACGACCGAAUCUGGUUCUAAAUUGAUCACGUCUGGGUGGUGGGGACGUUCGAGGCAUCCCAACUAUCUCGGUGACCUGCUCAUGGCUCUCGCCUGGUCUCUCCCAACCGGUUUCGACACGCCCAUAACUUACUUCUACGUGAUGUAUUUCGCUGUGCUGUUGAUACACAGACAGAGGAGGGACGACGAGAACUGCGAAAAGAAAUACGGCAAAGAUUGGGAAAAAUACAAGAAGAUGGUGCCAUACAGAAUUAUACCUUAUAUUUACUAG